This is a messenger RNA of Pimephales promelas (fathead minnow), 2361 nucleotides long. RefSeq names its product potassium inwardly rectifying channel subfamily J member 12a (gene kcnj12a). Gene Ontology annotation, cellular component: plasma membrane. Gene Ontology annotation, molecular function: inward rectifier potassium channel activity. Gene Ontology annotation, biological process: regulation of monoatomic ion transmembrane transport; potassium ion import across plasma membrane. The record is from RefSeq and is a predicted model, not a curated record. Lineage: Eukaryota; Metazoa; Chordata; Actinopteri; Cypriniformes; Leuciscidae.
GAUGGCAGAUGAAGAUGAAGCAAGCAGGUGUGUGACAAAGAACUGCCGUAUUCCUCCCGCGUUUUGGGGGGACAAGAAGAUCUGACAGAAAACAGGACAGUGCUUCAUCCAUCAGGAGUGGAGGAAGAGGAGGAGGACAUGCACUUCUCCAAACUGAAGUGUUUCUUCAUGACCAUCACGAGCUCACUGAUGCUUUGAUUCAGUCAGAACUCAUUCACUUAUUCAACUGGAGUGAGUGUUUGGGGCCGUUUCUCUGUUUCUGAUCUGGAAUAUAUGUGCUUUUAAAAUGGGAAGAAUGAAAAAACAAGUGGAGGAUAGGAUAUGAAUCUGAAAUGGACAAUGAGUGUGUGUGAGGUAGAGAUGGCAGAGCUCUGGAUCCCCAUCACAAGCUCUCAUCAAAUGCUCCAGUUUGGAUAACGCAACCACAACGCCAUAGCACACACACACACACACACACACACACACUCAGAGGGCGAGGACCCCUCACAAAACGCAAGGGUCUGAGGAAACCGAAGUGCUUCUACUGGUGAUUGGAUUUGACCCAACAUCACUACAACUAAACCACCCACCACCCUGGACUCGUACUACUACUAAACCGCUCCAAAAAGAGGGGGAACAUCAAAUUGGAAAAAUAGGAAAGUGGAGCGCUAAAGAGGAUGAGCGUGGGUCGGAUGGGUCGCUACAGUAUCGUGUCGACGGAGGAGGAUGCUCUGCGUUUAACCACCAUGCAUGGCGGAGGGAUGAAUGGAUACGGCAACGGCAAAAUCCACACCCGACGGAAAAGUCGCAACCGCUUCGUGAAGAAGAAUGGACAGUGCAAUGUGCAGUUCACCAACAUGGACGAGAAGUCCCAGCGCUACCUGGCGGACAUAUUCACCACUUGCGUGGACAUCCGCUGGCGCUACCUAGUGAUCGUUUUCACGCUAGUCUUCGUGAUUUCCUGGUUGGCGUUCGGCUUGGCGUUUUGGGUUCUCGCGCUUCUCCACGGUGAUCUGGACAACCCGGCGGGCGACGACAACUUCACGCCGUGCGUUCUGCAGGUGAACGGUUUCAUCGCGGCGUUCCUGUUCUCAAUCGAGACGCAAACGACCAUCGGUUAUGGGUUCCGCUGCGUGACGGAAGAAUGUCCUCUCGCGGUGUUUCUCGUGGUCUUCCAGUCCAUCGUGGGCAGCAUCAUCGACUGCUUCAUGAUCGGAGCGAUCAUGGCCAAAAUGGCGCGUCCUAAGAAGCGGGCGCAGACUCUGUUGUUCUCGCAAAACGCCAUCAUCGCCAUGCGUGACGGGAAACUGUGCUUGAUGUGGCGGGUGGGGAACCUGCGAAAGAGUCACAUCGUCGAGGCGCACGUCCGAGCACAGCUCAUCAAACCGCGGGUUACCGUCGAAGGCGAGUACAUCCCACUCGACCAGCUGGACAUCAAUGUCGGGUUCGACAAAGGGCUGGACCGCAUCUUCCUAGUCUCGCCAAUCACAAUCCUGCAUCAAAUCGACCAGGAGAGUCCUCUGUUCGGCGUCGCUAAGCAGGAUCUCGAAACGGCGGAUUUUGAGAUCGUGGUCAUCUUGGAGGGAAUGGUGGAGGCGACGGCCAUGACGGCACAGGCGAGAAGCUCCUACUUGGCUAGCGAGAUCCUCUGGGGGCAUCGGUUCGAGCCGGUGCUGUUUGAGGAAAAGAACCAAUACAAGGUCGAUUACUCUCACUUCCACAAGACCUACGAGGUGCCGUCCACCCCUCGCUGCAGUGCCAAGGACAUGAUGGAGAACAAGUACCUGGUGGUGCCCAGCGCCAACUCCUUCUGCUACGAGAACGAGCUGGCGAUCCUGAGCCACGAAGAGGAGGACGACGACAGUCCGGAAAGGAUAAAGCCAGAGCGAGCGAGGAGCCUCAGCCCGGAGAGAACGCCUCGACACGAUUUCGAACGACUGCAGAACCCUCGCUGCGCGGAGCAAAGGUCAUACCGAAGGGAGUCAGAGAUAUGAACCUUUAACUAUGACCUUUUUGAUACUUUCGUUCCUGGAGACACUGGAGCUUCUAAAAUGCAGAACAAUGCAAAGUGCCAUACGCAGAGAGUGAGCGAGUGAAUGAAUGAGCAAUGAACAAACGGGUGAAUGUGUGAAAGCUGGAGCGACGUGUAGCGGAGGGGAGAUGCCGAUUCGAAGAGAGAGAGAGAGGCAGUAGGAAUCUUUUUAUCCUGCACGGAAAACUUGAAUCUUUUCCUCGUUUUGUUUCAUGAUACUAGUUUAGCUGUUAAACUCUUGAUUCUUAAAGGGAUAGUUCACCAAAAAAAAUUAUUCUGAAAAAGUGAUUUAGUUACACAACUGGAAUACAAAUGGAUCUAUUUUAAAAAAGUUAUAAUAACAAAAAGAU